AUGUAAGGAAUUUCAAUCUUUGAUGAUGAUAAAUCAGCCAUUGAUAAAAUGUAAAAUUCUUUCAAAAAUCUACUUUUUGAGAUUAUUUAUUACUUGAUAUCUGGAGAGAACUUUCCAUUAUUUCUUUACAUUUUUUUUGUGAUGAUUGAAAGCUUUUAAGUUUUUUACUUUGCAUUUAGUGAUGAAGUAAAUUACAAUAUUAUACUAUUAGUUUCUUUCUUUGUGGAAAGUCAAAUCAUGGUCUGAAUCAUUUUAACAAUUUUUUGGAUACUUUAUGAUAUCUCCUUAUUUAAAAAAUGUCGAAUUUCAAAGCUUUAUUCUAGUGCUAUAUAUAGUUAUGGGGUUAUUUUUUCUAUUGAUAGUGCUUAUAAUCUUUAUAGCGAUUAAAGCAUAAACUACAUCAGUUGGUAAAUUGACAGGACCUUUGGUUGUUCUAAAAAUAUUUUUUGAAAUUCUAAAUUAUAUUUUCUUUAUGCCAACACUACAUUUAUUUUUAACUGUAUUUUAUUGUGAUUCAGGAACAGGUUAUCACCAUUAUUAUAGUGAUUUAUAAUGUUAUACUGGUAAUUAUUUAUUACAUGCAUUUUUAUCAGCUAUUGCUGCUGUAAUUUUAAUAUGUGUAAGUGGAAUAGUUACAAUGACAUUUUAUGAAUCAAGAUUUUAAGCUAAUAAUCCUCUUUGUAAAACUUCAGGUAGAGAUGAUAUGAAAUUUUUAAUUUUCAAAAUAGUUUUAGUAUUAUGUUUUACAUUAUUAAAUGUAAGUGAAUUAAGAAUUUUAGUUGUCAUAAUAAUUACACUUUUUGCAGUCAUUCAAUUCUUUUCAUUCAAUAAAUCAAGUGUAUAUUUGAAUUAUUAUUAUUCAAAAAUGUUAAAUUCACAACAUGCUAUAAUUAUGUGGACAAUUUGUAUGAUCAUCUUUGGAAUCAUUGUAGAAGACACAUAUUAUGAAGGAGCGCCUUAUCUAUGGGUAUUUGGUAAUCCAUUAUUAUUAUUGAUUGUGAUGCUGAGAAAAGAAUAUAGAUAUGAUAUUAUGAUGAUAGAUUCUAAUAAAUUUGAUUCUUUAAAUUAAGCCAUUCAAUAAUUAUAAUACUUAACUAAAUUCUUAAAUUAUUAUCAUACAGAUAGAAAUAUAGCUACACUUUUAGAUGGUUUUGUAGAAUAUCAUAGAACAAUUUGUAAAAGAGAAGAUUGUCCUUGUUAAGCUAAAAAUAUGGGAAAUAAAAAGAUUGCUAAAUUUUAGAAGAAUUUUAAACUGUAAAAUUAAGAUGAUGAAAUCAAAGAAUAAUAUGUUGUAUUAGUAUAUAUUUUGGAAAGAAUAUUCACUUUAUCAUUAACAAGAUUUCCUAAUUGUACUGAAUUGAGAAUAGCACAUUCAUUAUUUUUAAUGGAAAAAAUGUAAUCAAAUUAAUAAGCAUUAUAAGAAUUAGUAUCAGCUGAACAAGAGAAACCAUAUAUGGAUGAAUAAUUCAUUAUAUAUAGAUUAAAAAAGUUGAUUGAAGAAUAAAUGUUUGAGAAUUCAAAAUCAACCAAAAAUCCAGCAGCUGGAAUUGAUGCAGUAAAUGAAUUAACAACUGAAAAUAAUCUUAGAGAAAUUAGAGCUUAAAUUGAAAAGUCAGCCUCAUAACAUAUAGAAUUUUGGUCAUAAUUAAGUGAGGAUACACCAGAUUUAGGAAAAUUAUAUGAUGUUGGAACUAGAAUGAUGUAUAUAGAUAAAAUGUUGGAAGAUUCAUGGAAAAGAAUAAUUAAAAUGAAUAUAGAUGUUCCUCCAAAUUUAAUGAUGAUUUAUUCAAGAUAUCUUGUUGAUAUUCUUUAUGAUAAAGAAUCAGCUGAAGAAGUAUUAGAAAGAUUGAAGAAUUUUUAUUCUGUUAAUAUGGAUAGAGGUAAAAUUACAAACAAUAUUAAUGAUUUUCCUAAUGAAUCUACUGCAUUAAUUAGUAUUUCAGCUGAAGACAUCACUUUUGGUAGAAUUAUAGGACUAAAUAUGUCUGCAUCUAAAAUGUUUGGUUAUUCAAAGAGUGAAUUAAUAAAUAGGAAGGUCAAUAUUUUAAUGCCUAAUGUAUUUGCUUAAUCACAUGAUCAAUUUAUGGAAACUUAUUUAUAAACAUACGAAAGUAGAAUAAUGAACAGAGAAAGAAUGAUUAUAGGUAAAUCAAAAAAUGGAUACAUCUUUCCCUUCUUUAUAUAUGUAAGAUAUGUACCUUCAUUUAUUCAUGGAGCAUAGUUUUUUGGUGCUAUGAGAUAAGAAAAAGUUUUUAAAAAUGUAGCUUUUAUGAUUGUAAAUGGAUCAACUUAAGAAAUUGAAAAUAUUUCAGCCACUUUUAUUACUAUGUUUCAUAUUGAUUUAAAUUAUAUAACAAAAAAGAAAACUAAAGUAAGUGAUCUUAUUCCUAAUUUUCAAGAGAAUAUUACUGAAUAUCUUAAUAAAACAGGAGCUGAAGCAGAAAUUAAUUUUAAAAAUAGAGAUUAGUCAGUUUAGGGUAAAUUUAAUAUUACUGCAGGUGAAAUUCUAUUUAGGGAUUCUAAAUUAUAAGGUUACAUAAUAAAGAUUGAAAAUAAUAGACAAGAAAAAUCGUUUCUUAAUCCUAAUGAAUAAUCUCAAAUAAAAAAAUAAUAAUAAGUUAAGUUUUAUUUUUAAUUUGAUCAAUCAUAACAUAAUUUUAUUGGUGAAUAUACUUAAGAUUAAAAUUUUUAGAUGUCUGCUAUUUCAAGUGUUAAAUAAGAUGAAACAUUUGAUUAUUCAUAAAGAGAACCAAUUAAAGAUGAUGAAAAAACACCAACAUCAAAUAUAGGAGAGAAAGAAGAAAAAGUUGAUUUAGCUUUUGGAAUUAGGACUAUGAAAUAUAUCAAUGGAUAAUUAUAUGAUAUUGAAGAUUUUAAAAACUAAGAUUCUGAUGAAGAUGGGGAAGAAAAUGAUUAAAAAAAAGGAGGUACUAAUGGAAUGUAAUAAGUUUAAAAGGAGGAUGAAGAAGAAGAAGCUGAAGGUGGACAUGCUAAUAUUUAUAAGUCAAGAAGAACUUUUGUUUAAUUCUUGUCAGAGAGUCGUAAUGUUAAUUAGAGUAGUAUGAUAUGUUUUAAAUGGAGUGCUGCUGUAUUGAUUAUAUGUUUAGGAGUAUUGGGUUUAUUGGAUUAUGUUUUGACUCAAUAAUUAUUUUAAGAUAUUUAAGAAGGAUAUAUUAUGAUGCAAGAUUCAAAUAUCAGAGUAGCUUUAGGUUAAAGAAUAUAAUGGUAAAUAAUGGAAUUAUGCAGAUUAAAUAAAAUAAAUGUAGCUGGUACUGAUGAUAAAGUAAAAACAUAACUUGUUAAUAUGAAUACAACAAUUAGUGAUUUAAAAGAUAUUUAAUCAAAAAUUUAAUCAUCCACAGAUGUCAGUGGAAGAUAGAAUGAAUUAAUGACUACAAAUUCUAUAAAAAUGAUUAGUAGAGAUGAUAGUGGAAGUGAGAGUAAUUAAUUAGUUGAUAUCAACUAAGGAACUUCAUAAAUAAUAUCAAAAGCUUUUGAAAUUAUGAAUUAUGAUAUCACUGAUUUUGAUCCUGAUUCUGAUUCUAUAUUUUUCAUUAGAUACAAUUUGUUGAAUGACUAUUAUUAAGCCACUUUAGAAAGUGUGGAUCUAUAUACUAAUUAAUUAAUUGAUUUAGCUUAUGAUUCUAAUGUUUUAUUGAUUUUAUUGAUAGUAGCUUGUGUUUUUACUGUCAUCUCAAUACCUUGGAUUGCUUGUGCCUUUAACUUAGUUUCACAAAAUUAAGAAGAAGUUAUUAAAUUAUUUUUAGAAAUACCUUUGGCUAAAGUUAAAUAAUUAUUUGCAAAAUGUGAAGCUUUCUCAAACACUCUUUAAAUAGGUGAAGAUGAAGAUGCAAAUCAAGAAAAUGAAUUAUCAUUUGAAGAAAAUGAUGAAGGAGAAGGAAUUGUAGAAGAAUUUGGUAGAAGGAAGAAAAGAAAGAAGUAUAAGUAUGAUUCCAAAGACAAGAGAAAUUUCUAUAUUAAAUUCAUUAUUUCCAUUGGAUUACUUAUUGCUUACUUUAUAGCCCACUAUUUAAUAGGAGCAAAUUUACAAGGUUCAAUGUAGUAACUCAUUUAAGAAAUGAAUGCUACUUCAAUGGCUGUUCCUUCUAUUACAUUUGCGAAUAAUGUUUUUAGAUAAAUGUUAUGGGAUGGUAAUUUUCCUGUUAAAAAUAAUGUAUCUAAAAUUUUAUCUGCUGAUUUUGUCAAAGAUCUCUAUAAUUUGAAUACUAACAUGCAAAAAGAUCAUUCUUUAAAUUUAGGAUAUCAUAAUGCUAUUUAUAAUGAUUAUUUCGAUACAAUAAUGAAAGCUGGAGCAUGCAAUGAAGUCAUAAAAGUUGCUGGAGUUGAUUUGGCUACAUGUUAAGCCUUCGUUAAAGGAAUAGUUGAUGAAUCAUUAGCCUUAGCUUUAUCAAGACAUUUCGAAAAUCUUAGAUAUUUGCUUACUGUUUAUGAUUCUCUUUUGAAUGAUUCUACAGCAACAACAAUAGCUGGGACUGUUUAUAAUUUUACAAACAAUAUUUAAUAAAAUAAGAUACUCUCACUCAUGUAUACAGAUAUAUCUGCAAUCGAAUUAAGUAUGUUUGUUAAUUUAUCAAUAGAUUAAAUGCAAGACAUAUAUAUUAGAUCAAUAUUUUAAUAAUUGCUUGUAAGUUUUAAUGAGAGCAUGUAGAAAGACUUAGACACAAAUACUACUACAACUGUGACAAUAUUUAUAGUAUUUUUGGUAGUGCUUGUAUUGGUGUAUCUGUUGUUUUGGUGGCCAAUAGCAAACAAGAUAAAUAAUGAAGUAAAUUUAAUUAUAAAUUGAUUAUAGAUAAGAAGAACAACACUUCUUUUAUCGAUGAUACCCUUAAAUUUAAUUUAAAGAAUCAAGGCUGUUAGAGAAUAUUUGAAUAGAAUUCAUAAGGUUGAUUCUUGA
Messenger RNA from Paramecium pentaurelia, 4918 nucleotides. The record is from the annotation of a GenBank genome assembly. Lineage: Eukaryota; Ciliophora; Oligohymenophorea; Peniculida; Parameciidae.